Messenger RNA from Rotaria sordida, 1101 nucleotides. Lineage: Eukaryota; Metazoa; Rotifera; Eurotatoria; Philodinida; Philodinidae. The record is from the annotation of a GenBank genome assembly.
AUGCAAUCAGUCGAUGAAUUUACACCAUCAACAACAGAACCUGUAUUUGGUAGUGGUUUAGUUUCUCAAACAAAAAGUCAAACAUCAUCAACAACAGAACCUGUAUUUGGUAUUGAUUUAGUCUCUCAAACAAAAAAUCAAACAUCAUCAACAAAUAAUGAAAAUAGUGAUAAUGAAAAAAUAAUUUCAUCUUCAUCAGAAUCUGUUACUAAUGGACCAAAUAAUAAUGAAAAUGUUAUAAAUGAUAAAAUAGAAUCUGUUACAGAAAAUCGUGAUGCUGAUGAUUCAACAGCUGUACAUGUUAAUGGUGAAAAUGAAAAACCAACGGUUGAAAUAACUAAUGAAAUAAAACCAACUGAAGAAUCAAUUCCAAUGGAAACAUCAGAUCAAGUUGAAUCAACAGUUCCAUCAACAACAGAACCUAAACCUAAACCAGUACUAUCAACACCAAUCGAUUUAACUAAUGAAGGUUCAUCAACAACUAUGGAUACAGCACCACCUCCUGCUGUUGAAACAACAACAACAACAAAUGAUAAUGUUCCAGAGGUACCUAAACCAACUGAAUCUGUAGCAACAGAACCGAAGAACAAAUCACCUCGUGGUAAAGCUAAAACAUCUGUUGUAUCACCAACACCAACACGUCAGUCAACACGUGGUAGAAAAACGGCUUCAUCUUCAUCAACAAAUAUUGAAGAAAAUCAGACAAAUGAUGAUACCGGUGCAACAAUAACAACAACAACAAUAAAUCAAAAUGAAUCAUCAAAACGUACAAAACGACAAGCAGCUACUAUUGCUAAAGAUGCUAUAACAGCUAGUAAUCAACCAAAUUCAACAUCAGGUAGUAGCAUUGGAGAUGAUGGAAAUGAUGAAGAUAUGGUUCCAUCUGAUCGUGAUGAAGAUGAUGAUAUAACUGGUAAUAAAAUAAAAAAAUCAUCUCCAACAGGACGUAAAAAACGUGAAACAUCACCAACAAAUGCAACGAGAAAAUCCGAAGGUAAAAAUGUUCAAACACCGCCGAAAAGAGCACGAACAAGUUCACCAAAAAAAACACCUGAACCACCCAGUGAAGAAUAUGUACGAAAAUUACGACCAAGAAAAUAA